Messenger RNA from Periophthalmus magnuspinnatus, 17642 nucleotides. Its product is annotated as obscurin-like. Gene Ontology annotation, molecular function: protein binding; guanyl-nucleotide exchange factor activity. Lineage: Eukaryota; Metazoa; Chordata; Actinopteri; Gobiiformes; Gobiidae. The record is from RefSeq and is a predicted model, not a curated record.
GGGGAAGAAAGAAAAAAUAAGUCUGGUCAGCCGCCCACUGCAGGGACUGGGGGAUGUUCCACCAUCCUGGAUUUACCGCCAUUUUACGGAUUUUUCAGCACAAACAACAGAUUUUUGGUGGGAUUGUAACAUCCGGAAGCGGAAAAAACAUAGUGACCGUUAAUUCAAGAUAAGACCACGUGAUUUACCUGCGCGGCUCAAGAAGACGCAAAGGAACAAUACAGAUGGAUCCAAACCUGUUUGGUGGUGUUCCCCGGUUUCUGACCAGGCCCAAAGCUUUCUCCGUGUGCACUGGGAAAGACGCCACGCUCAGCUGCACCAUAGUGGGCAGUCCCACUCCCCUGGUCACCUGGGAGAAGGACAAGCUCUGCCUCAAGUCUGGAGGUCGCUUCAAAACUGUGGAGGAUGGAGAUGUGUACCGCCUGACCAUCUACGAGCUCACACUGGAGGACAGCGGUCAGUACAUGUGCCGGGCGAAGAACACGGUGGGAGAAGCAUACGCAGCGGUCACUCUCAAAGUGGCUCUACCUGCGGAGAUGGCACAGAGAGCUCCAGCAUUCUUGGAGAAGCCCAUGUCUGCUCGAGUGUGUUUGGGGGGCGAUGUCCUCUUCCACUGCAGGGUCGUCGCUCAUCCAGAGGCCAACUUCGACUGGGAAAAAGAUGGCCGUUACCUGGGUGAAAGCAGCCGCGUCAAGAUCAUUAACGAGAACGACGGCAGCACGCUAAAGAUCCAAAGCGUGCGUAACUUAGACAGUGGCACGUACACCUGCAGAGCCCAGAACACGGCAGGACGGGCCCACGCCUCCGCAGCUCUCAUGGUCGACUCCCAAGACCCCCGGCAGCUCACCCUGGACAAGUCCUCCACCUCACUCCUGUCGCAUCUUCAGAAACGCAAAGAAGAAAUGAAAAAGGACAUUGCUGUGUACUGCACCGAAGAGAAGUCCUCCACCUCCAUCACUGACAGUCUAGAGCUGCAGCUGAGGGCAUCCAUGUUGGCCAAGCUACCCAAGGGCGUGUUCACCCGCACCUGCACCGUCACUGAAGGCAAACACGCCAAACUCAGCUGCUUCGUCACUGGCCACCCCAAGCCUCACAUCAUCUGGAGGAAGGACGGCAGUAACAUCAGUGAAGGACGCAGACACGUCAUUUAUGAAGACCAGGCGGAGAACUUCAUCCUGAAGAUCCUCUACUGCAAACAGACAGACAACGGCCUCUACACCUGCAAUGCCACCAACAUGGCCGGCCAGACCUACAGCGCUGUGCUAGUCACUGUCAAAGAGCCGAAGGUUCCAUUCAGGAGGAAGCUGCAUGAUGUGGAGGUCCAGGAGAAGUCUUCAGCCACCAUGUUGUGUGAGGUCCCUCUGAGCAUCACCAACACCAGCUGGUUCAUGGAGGAGACCAAGCUGGAGCAGAACACCAAGUACCGCAUGGAGCAGGACGGCACCCUAAGGCGUCUGACCAUUCACAACGUGACCACCAACGAUGACGGUGUCUACAUCUGUGAGACGCAGGAGGGCAGCCGCACGGUGGCUGAGCUCACGGUGUUGGGAAACAUCACUAAGAAGCUCCCCCGUAGGACAGUGGUGCCGGUCAGUGAUACGGUCAUCUUCUGUGUGGAGCUGGAGCAGCCCUGUCCAGACGCCUACUGGACCCGCAACGGAGACAAGCUCAAAGAGGACACUCGCAUCUCCAUCGCCUGUGUCCUGUGCCAGUACACCCUGACUAUCCGGGACUGCCAGGCCCAAGACUCUGGAGAGGUUGCCUUUGUGGCUGGAGACUGCAAGACGUCCACACGGUUCACUGUCACCGCUGCCAGAAAACACCCCCCUGACCCCCCAGUUAACGCUGUGGUGCAGAACAAGACCGAGUCAUCCAUCACUUUCCAGUGGUCCCCCCCGGACAGCGACCGGCCUGUGCCCAUCAAAGGUUACAUCAUAGAGAAGAGAAAGAUCGGCGUGCAGCAGUGGCAGCGCUGUAACCCGGGAGAGCUGGUAAACAUCACCGAGUUCACAAUCUCCAACUUCACCGAGGAGGCCACAUACCAGUUCAGGAUCUCUGCUGUCAACGACUUUGGCCAGAGUCCCUACAUGGAGGUGCCUGGGAGCUUUUACCUCGAGCCGAGAGCAGACCUGCAGAGGGGCCUAUCCGACAGUGUGGCGUUGGCCGGGGAGGAGUUCUCCGUCUCUGUGGAGCUGUCGGCUGUCUGUUCGGGCUUCUGGUCUCUGGGAGGUCGUUUGUUACGCAGCGGAGGAGACUAUCUCAUCACAAGAACCAAAAACGUGCACACACUUCUCAUCCGCACCAUCACCAUGGAGAUGAACGGGCUCGAGGUCAAGUUUGUGGGUGGCGGCUCUCAGACCACAUGCACCUUGAGUGUGAAGGCUCCUCCUGUCAGGUUCACCAACAAGUCAGCCCAACAGCAGAUGGUCACAUGCAGCGUCCAGGACACAGCUGAGCUGACCGCUGAAGUGUCCGACUAUGAUGCUCAGGUUGUCUGGAUGAGGAAUGGGCGCGAGAUUAAAAUGGGAAAGAAAUACGAAAGUGUGAUCAUCGACCGCAGAAGGAUCCUGAUGGUCCACAACGUGACGGAGGAGGACGUGGGAGUGUACGAGUGUGCUUUAGCAGAGGACAGAGUGUCGCUGCAGCUCGCACUCAAAGAUGAACCGGCCAAGUUCCUGAACAAGGCCAGAGGUCCGAUGGGGAUGGCCUCCUCCCUCAAAGGAGACCUGGAGCUGAAAUGUGAGGUAUCUCCAGCCAGCGCGGCGGUGGUAUGGAAGAAAGAUCAGGUGGAGAUCUCUGAGGACCAAAGAACCACCUUUGUCUCCAAUGGCACCCAAAGGAAACUAGUGAUCAAGGGUGCCAAGAAGAGCGAUGAAGGGCACUACUCGUGUGAGACGGUCACAGACAAAGUCACAUUCCAGGUCAAAAUCAAAGAAACUCAACCUGCCUUCUCCAGCAAGCAGUCCGUGCAGAGAGACAUUAAAGCGGUCCUGUCCCAGAAGGCCAUUCUCAGCUGUGACGUGUCAGACAGUAAGACGGAGGUGAAGUGGUACAAGGAUGGAAAACAGAUCAUCUCCAGCCGCUCGGUCUACACGGAGGUCAAAGGCUCCACCCGAGUGCUGGUGAUCGAGAAGGUGGAGAGGAGCGACGCUGGAGAGUACACGUGUGAAGCUGCAGGCGAGAAACUAGUGUUCAAGAUCACAGUCACAGAGCAACAGCCGUCUUUCUCAAACAAAGAGUCUGUCCAGAGGGAGGUGAAGGCCACUCUCUCCCAGAAGGCUGUUCUUAGCUGUGAGGUGUCUGAGACCAACACUGAGGUCAGGUGGUACAAAGACGGUAAACUGGUCACCUCCUCCAAGAGUGUCCACACCGAGGCCAAGGGCAGGAGUCGGCAGCUUGUGAUUGACAGCGCAGAGAAAAGCCACAGCGGAGAAUAUAUCUGUGAAGCUGGGACAGAGAAGCUGGUCUUCAAAUUACAUGUGGCAGAUGCCAAAGUCCAGUCCGCCUUCUCCAACAAAGAGUCCGUCCAGAGAGAAGUGAAGGUUGUGUUGUCCCAGGCUGCCGUUCUGAGUUGUGACGUGUCUAACUCCAAAACAGAAGUGAAGUGGUACAAAGAUGGAAAACUCCUGAGCUCCUCCAAAGCAGUACACACAGAAUCCAAGGGAAUGACGCGCCAGCUGGUCAUUGACAAAGUGGAGAAGAAAGACACAGGAGAGUAUAUCUGUGAAGUUGGGUCUGAGAAGUUGGCCUUCAGAAUCCACGUUGAAGAAGCUAAAUCCUGUUUCCUGCACAAAGAAUCCAUCAAGAGGGAGGUAAAAACCAGCAUCUCCCAGAAAGCCACAUUGACGUGUGAUGUGGCCGACAGCAAGACAGAGGUGAAAUGGUACAAGGACGGAAAACUGCUGAGCUCCGGCCGCACCGUCCACCUAGAGUCCAAAGAGAAGACCAGACGCCUCGUGAUUGAUAGCGUGGAGAAGAAAGAUGCUGGAGAAUACAUCUGCGAGGCCGGAAAUGAAAAAAUAUCUUUCAAAAUACAAGUUACAGAGCUGGAGCAAAAAUCUCUUCAGAAAUCAGAACAGAAAUUGGAACAAAAAGCAGAACAGAAAUCAGAACAGAAAUUGGAACAAAAAGCAGAACAGAAAUCAGAACAGAAAUUGGAACAAAAGUCUGAGCAAAUAUCUAUCAAAAAAUCUGAACAGAAAUUGGAAGAAAAAUCAGAACUAAAAUCCAAACAAAAAAUAGAGCAAAAAUCUGUAUUCUCCAACAAGGAAAGUGUCCAGAAGGAGGUUAAAGCCACGCUCUCACAGAAAACGACUCUGAGCUGUGAAUUGGCAGAUGGUAAGAUGGAGGUGAAAUGGUAUAAGGACGGCAAAGUGCUGACCUCCAGCAGAACUGUACACUGUGAGUCCAGAGGCACGAGCCGGCUGCUUAUCAUCGAGAACGUGGAGAGGAAAGAUGCAGGAGAGUACACGUGUGAGGCGGGAACUGAGAGGCUCACAUUCAAGAUUCAAGUGGCAGAAGCUGCGGCUGGUUUCACAAACAAAGACACGGUGCAGAAGGACGUUAGAGCGUCUCUGUCUCAAAAGGCCACUUUGAGCUGUGAAGUGUCUGAUACUAAAGCUGAAGUCAAAUGGUACAAGGACGGAAAACCGCUCACCUCCAGCAAAGCAGUGCACAUGGAGACGAAAGGCAAGAGACGCGAGUUGGUCAUCGAGAAGAUGGACAAGAAGGACGCCGGAGAGUACACCUGUGAGGCGGGGUCCGAGAAACUCACCUUCAAACUGCAGGUGCAAGAAGCAGCAGUGAAGUUCCAGAAAAAGUCAGUUAAAGAUACCUCUGUUCAAACCAAAGAAGACAUUGUACUGACCGCAGAGCUCACCACAGAAGGAGGCACAGUCAAAUGGUUCAAAGAUGGAGUGGAGCUGAAUGAGAGCGCUCAGUUUCAGACGAGGAAAGAAGGACUUACACGAACCCUCAUUGUCAAAGCCAGUGAAGCCAAAGACAGCGGCACCUACACCUGCCAAACCACGGAUGACAAGCUGGAGUUUGAAGUGCAAGUUAAAGAGCCUAAACAAGUGAGGUUUACCACCAAGCUGAAUAACGUGGCAGCAAUGGAAGGCAAAGACGCCAUCUUUAAGUGCGCCAUCAGCCCUGCAGAUGCUGAUGUGAAGUGGUUCCACUGUGGCGUCCCUGUGACUGUUGGACCAAAGUAUCAGACUGAACAUGGAGGCUCCAGUUUCUCUCUGACCAUCACGUCUGUGACCCUGAAGGACGCAGGAGAGGUCAUCGUCGACGCAGAGGGAAAAACAUGCAAGGCCACGCUACAAGUCCAACAUGAACCAGUGACUUUUAAGAAGAAGCUAGAAAACCUGACUGUGGAGGAGCAGAGCGACGCCAAGAUGGAGGCAGAGCUGAGCAAAGCCUCAGACGACGUGCGGUGGAUGAAGAAUAGUGUGGUGAUCCAGCCAUCUGUAAACGUUCAAAUACAAGUGAACGGAGCCAAACAGACCCUGGUCAUCAAGAACGUCACCACUGCUGACCGCGGCUUGUACUCCUGUGAGACGCUGGAUGAUAAGACCCAAGCCAAACUCACUGUUGAGAUGAAGAAAAUCCAGUUGGUGAAGGGCUUAAAAGAAACAAAAGCGUGCGAGACGGAGACUGUUACUCUGGAGGUUGAGCUGAGCCAGGCCGAUGUGGAGGGAACCUGGACUAAAGAUGGGUCAAAGCUCAGGUCUGGGUCCCGCUGUAGCAUCACAGUCCUGGGGAAGAAACAUGUGCUCACUCUGUCCAGCCUGAAGAAGGAGGACGCUGGGACGGUCUCCUUCCAAGCCGAGGGUGUCCACACGUCGGCCAAGCUUAUGAUCACAGAACCACCCAUUAUGAUCUGUAAGCCCAUCAUGGAUGUUAGUGCCGCUGAAAAGGAGAAAGUUACUUUUGAAUGUGAAGUGUCCAGAACAACUGCAGAUAUUAAAUGGUUUAGGGAUGACAAGGAACUCAAAUCCGGAAAGGAUGUCUCCAUCCAUUCCCUGGGCAAAAAGCACUCUUUGGUCAUUAAUAAAUGCAGUUUUGAACACGCUGGGACCUACAUCUGCCGCACUCCUGACGACAACACUUCUGCCAAGCUCCAAGUUCAUGCCAGAGAAAUAAAGAUAGUGAAGAGGCUCGAGGAUGUGGAGGUGAUGGAGAAAGAGAGCGCUACGUUUGUUUGUGAAGUCUCCCAUGACGAGGUGGACUGCCAGUGGUACAAAGGAAGCAACCGAAUCAAAGCCAGCGACAAUAUCAAAAUGAGGCAAGAGGGCAAGACGUAUACGCUGGUGUUCAAGUCGGUUUCCAUAGAAGACAUGAGUGAGAUCAAAUUCACAGCAGACAAAGCCUCAUCUGCAGCAAAACUGAAAGUGAAAGAACUGCCAGUCAAGUUUGUGAAGAAACUCAGGGACAAAAUAGCCAUUUAUAAGCACCGCGGCCAUCUUGAAUGCCAAGUGUCCCGCGCUAGUGCUAAAGUCAAGUGGUUCAAGAACAAGACGGAGCUCAAACCCAGCAAGAAGUAUGAGAUUAAGAGUGAGGACGUGUACCGCCAACUCACCGUCAACGACGUUGACUCUGGAGAUGAGGACACUUACGUUUGUGACGCCGCUGAUGACAAGACUUCCUGUAAACUGCUGGUAGAAGAGCAGUCCAUAAGCAUUGUGCGGGAGCUUAGCCCCGUUGAGGUGACGGAGCCGUUUGCGGCCGUAUUCGAGGUGGAGAUCAGUAUGGAGCUGGUGAAGCCUCCGGUGUGGACUCUGAGCGGAGCAGCUCUGAAGGAGAGUGCUGAUGUCGAGAUGGAGAAAGAAGGAACGCUCCAUCGACUCACGUUUAAAAAGACCAAAGCCACGAUGACCGGACCUGUCGUGUUCACAGCCGGAAAGAGCAAGUCUCAGGCACAACUCACUGUCAAAGAACGCCCCCUGGAGGUCACAGAACCUAUCAAGAAUGUGAAGGCAAAGGAGAAGAGCUCUGCCAUCCUCAGUUGCAAGUUCUCUGCUCCUCCUAAAGACGUUCACUGGUACAAGGGCGCCGCCCCUCUGGCCACAUCAGACAAGUACAACAUAAAACAGGACGGCACCAGGGCCCAGCUCACCAUUCAAUGGCUCUCGGAGGAGGACACUGGGGAGUACCGCUGCCAAUCUGGACCUGCGGAGACCAAAGGCACCCUCACUGUGGAAAUGCGUGAUGUCCAGAUCACCAAACACCUGGUGGACACUGAGGUAGACGAAGAUGGUGAUGCCGUGUUCAUCUGUGAGAUCAACUUCCCCGAUGAAGAGGUGCAGUGGCUGCUCAACGACAAGGUGCUCUUCACCAAUGAGGUCAACACCAUCAGCCAUGAGGGCAAAGUUCACAAGCUCACCCUGAAGAACCUAGCUCCUCAAGAUGGUGGCAUGAUCAGCAUUCAAGUGCGCAAAGUCAAAGAAUCCGUCACUCUAAAAGUUAAAGAAAAGCGUGCCGUGUUCCUGAAGUCCCUGGAUGACGUCGUGGGAGAGGAGAAGGGCCUGAUCACAUUGACUUGUGAAGCCUCCAAGCCCAGAGUCUCCCCCUGCUGGAGAAAGGAUGGGAAGGUCCUGAAGGCUGGACCCAAGUACGAGCUUCUCCACACAGGCAAGUCUCUGGGGCUGGUCAUCAAGGACGUCACCAAGGAGGACGCUGGAGAAUACAUCUGCGACCUGGGGACAGAAGCCUCCAAAGCUAUGGUCACUGUGAGAGAAAUUGGCAUCGGCAUCACCAAAUGGCUGAAGUCUGCGGUGGCGAACGAGGGGGAGAUGUGCAGUUUUGAGUGUAUUUUGUCUCGUGAAAGCUUGGAUGAAUGCUCCUGGACGCUCAACGGAAAAACCAUCACAGAAGGAGGCAGAUACAAAAUCACCAGCAAAGGCCGAAAGUACACACUGACCAUAAGUGACUUGACGCCUGCAGACGCCGGCGAGGUCGUGUUCAGUAUCAAAGAUCUCAGCUCCAAAGCAACUCUAACAGUAGAAGGCAAAGCUUCAUCUGUUUCAAAAGCGCUGGAGAACGUGAGUGUCCUCCAAGGGGAGGACGCCGUUUUCGUCUGUGAGGUAACAAAGUCCAGCUCCACCGUGAAAUGGGCGAAAGACGGAAGAGCUAUCAAGAAGAGCCAGAAGUAUAACAUCACACAGGAGGCCACAAUCAUGAAGCUGACUGUCCACAGCGUCUGCGCCCAAGACUCAGGGGAGUACAGCUGUGAAGUGCUGGGAGGAGCCACCACCAGGGCGGCGCUGGAGAUCAAGGAGCCAAUCCACAAGUUCCACAAAGCUCUUCAGGACUGCCAGCCCGAGGAGAAGGGCUCGGUCAGUCUGCAGUGUGAAACAGCACACAGCCCGUCUGCUGUGGUGUGGCUGAAGGGUCACACAGAGCUGAGGGCGGGAGGCAGGUAUCAAAUGACCCAGAAAGACUGCCUCCUGACCCUGACCAUCUCAAACCUGGAGGAGCAGGACACUGACAUCUACACGUGCGAUGUGGGCACCGCCAAGAGCAUGGCCAAGGUCACAGUGAAAGCUCGACCAGCCAUCUUCACCCAGAAGCUGCAGAGUGUGGAGGCUGAAGAGGGGGCCAGUGUGAGCCUGCGCUGUGAGCUCUCUAAGUCUGGGCUCUCAGUGCAGUGGAAGAAGGGCACACAGAAUCUGAAAUCUGGAAACAGACACCAGCUGAAGCAGAGAGAGUGUGUGAAUGAGCUGCUCAUCACCAAAUUGCAGCCAGAAGACUCAGGAGACUACAUCUGUGUGUGUGGAGACCAGCAGACCACCGCCAUACUCAGUGUCAAGGCCCAACCAGUCACCUUCACCCAGAAGCUGCAGAGCGUGGAGACCGAGGAGGGGGCCGAUGUGAGCCUGCGCUGUGAGCUCUCUAAGUCUGGGCUCUCAGUACAGUGGAAGAAGGGCACACAGAGCCUGAAGUCUGGAGACAGACACCAGCUGAAGCAAAGAGAGUGUGUGAACGAGCUGCUCAUCACCAAAGUGCAGCCAGAAGACUCAGGAGACUACAUCUGUGUGUGUGGAGACCAGCAGACCGCCGCCACACUCAGUGUCAAGGCCCAACCAGUCACCUUCACCCAGAAGCUGCAGAGCGUGGAGGCCGAAGAGGGGACCAGUGUAAGCUUGCGCUGUGAGCUCUCUAAGCCUGGGCUCUCAGUGCAGUGGAAGAAGGGCACACAGAGCCUGAAGUCUGGAGACAGACACCAGCUGAAGCAGAGAGAGUGUGUGAACGAGCUGCUCAUCACCAAAAUAUUGCCAGAAGACUCAGGAGACUACAUCUGUGUGUGUGGAGACCAGCAGACCAUCGCCACACUCAGUGUCAAAGCCAUUAAGCCUGAAGCACCGUCCAUAAUCUCCAAAGACAAAGAUAGAGACAAGCAAAAGAAGCAGGUGGUGAAUGAGACGGUGGAAGACGGAAAAAGUGAAUCAAGGCUCAAGCAAAAGACACAGGAGGUUAAAGAGACAGUUGAAGCUGUCAUGCUGCCACCUACUGGACAGAUGAUUAAAUCUGAACAGAUUUAUAAGCAGGAAACUACAACAACAACAAGACAAGAAGCCAAAAGUGAAGCGGGGCUCAAGCAAAAGAAACAGGAGGUUAAAGAGACAGUUGAAGCUGUCAUGCUGCCACCUACUGGACAGAUUCCGGAAUCUGAACAGAUUACUAAACAGGAAACAAGAGCAACAAUACAAGAACUGAAGCUGUUAACCCCCUCUGUAGAGACCACCAACGCAGUGGACGUUGCUGAAAAACACGCAGAACAGAAGCAAAGGACCAAAGAUGCUAGUGAAGAACUGAAGUUGGUCACAUCAGCUGCCGAGACCUCCAAAGACAUGGAAGCAGAGAAGUCUUCUACUCCAAAGGAAACCUCUGGUGGUGAACCUCAGGAGACAGAGGCACAGAAGUUUAAGACUGAAGAACUGAAGCUGGGGACACCGUCUGUGGAGACCGCCAAAGCUGUGGAAGCAGAGAAGUCUCCUGCCCUGAGAGAAAGGUCCGUUGUUGAACCUAAGAAGGACACAGCGAAGUUGAAGGUUGAGGCAGCUGCAGAUGUAGCUGUGAAAGAGGCAGAACUGAAGCAGAGGACCACAGAGACUGAAGAUCCCACAGUGGAGGUGGUGAGCGCCAUGGAGGACCUGCGGGUGUUUGAAAACCAGCCGGCCGAGUUCAUCUGCCAGUACUCGCGGCCGGUCAGAGCUGAGUGGAGGAAAGACGGGCGCCCCCUGCAGGUGGACAGCAGGCGGGUGGUGGUGGAGCAGGACUGGAAUGUGGCGCGUUUGUUCAUUAGCCACGUGUGUGCUGACGACAGAGGGACUUACUCAUGCGAGGCUCAGGGCACGUGUGUGCUGGCUACACUGCAUGUGGAAGACAAACCCAUCACUAUAGUCCAGAAUUUAGAAAACAUGGAAACUUUUGACGGAGGUGAGGCCCUGUUUGAAUGCGCCCUGAGUCGACCAGAGACUAAAGACUGCCAGUGGCUGCUAAACGGGACGCCGGUGAAGGAGAGUCCGAACGCGGAGGUGGUGUCAUUUGAGAGCGGGCUCCGUCACCUGCUCCUCCUCAAAGAGCUGCGUGUGGAGGACAGCUGCACCGUCACCUUCAGAGCGGGGACCGCUUCAACGUCUGCUCAGCUCACAGUCAAAGGCUGGCAGCUGGAUGUGGUGAAGCCGUUGGAGGACAAAAUAGCUGCAGUGGGGGAAAAGGUGGAGUUCUGUGUGGAGCUGAACGAGCCUGUGCCCAAGUCUGAGGUCAUCUGGUACGCCAACGGAGUGGAGCUGAAGCCCAGUGACCUCUGGGCCAUGAGUGCAGAGGGCGGCUGCUACCGCCUGCUCCUCAAAAAGGCUCCUCUUAUGCCUCAACAGGAAAUCACUUUUGCCGCCAGAGACGCUUUGUCUUUGGCAAAGCUCUCCAUUAUCACUGUACCUGACCCACCCGAGGAUCCUGAAGUCUUUGUAAACUCAAACGAUUCUGUGAGCCUGUCAUGGUUCACCCCGCUGCACGAUGGAGGAAGUCCGAUUUUGGGUUACAGGGUUGAGAUGCGGCUGGUGGACAGUGUGCUCUGGAUGCCCUGCCACACAGAGCCUGUGUGUAACACCGAGUUUGUGGUAGAAAACCUGAUGCCUGGAGCCGCGUACAGGUUUAGGAUGGCAGCCAUCAACAGAGCCGGGACCGGAGAGCCCGUGGAGCUGCCCCAGACUGUGCAGCUCGAGGAACCUAAAAAGUCAAGUGCUUCUCAAGAUGAAAAGCCAAAGGAGGUCCUAAAGGCUGCUCUCGAGGAUCAGGCCAAAAAGACUCUUGACUCUCCUUCAGUACAAACCGUGGAGCAGAGCAAAGCUAUGGCCGCCAUGGAAGAGCUGACCGCUGCAGCACGGACAGUGGAAGUGAAGACCUCCGAGAAGAUGGUCACUUCAGCCUCCAGUUCCGAGAAUGAGGCUUCGCUCGUGUCCUACCUGAAGAGUAGCAGCACGUCUGCAAUCUCAGAGGCUCAAGUGAUGACCGCUGAGAAAACACAGGUCACUAAAACGAUCGUCCAGCAAACUGAGGUUAAAACAGCCACAACAAGCGCCGCUCUGUUGCAGGCCGCCACAGUGUCCACGGAGGAGGUUGUGGAGAUCAGCAAAGAAGACGAACCAGAGCUCACAGAGGCUGCGAUCAAGAUCCAAGCUGCGUUCAAAGGAUUCAAAGCCCGCAAAGAGAUGAAACCCAUUUUCAAAGAAGUUUUCAAAGACCAGACCAAAGAACCCAGCGGUACUAUCCACCUGGAAUGUGUGGCCGAGGGUAAGCCUGAGAAAGUGUGCUGGCUAAAGGACGGCGAGCCACUGACUGACGGGAAACACCACCAUAUUGAUAUCUACAAUGACGGUACAUGCUCCUUAGUCAUCACCGCCGUUACUACCAAGGAUACGGGGGUGUACACUUGUGAGGUCACCAAUAAGUUUGGAGUGUCGUCUCACAGUGCCAAGGUAACUGUGGGCACGGCCAGGGAGUCGUCCGGGCGUAGACCCCUAACCGUGGGCUACAGCGCAGACAGCGAGCCCGAUAGUUCAUCUGGAAGCGAGAUGGACGAAUCGCUGAGGCAAGCUAGCAGACGGCUACACAAACUGUUACGCACUCGCCUGCCCCCUGACGUGGAGGAGGAGCCAUUCGUGAGUGCCGAUGAGGGAGAGAUGAAGAUCCCAGGCCCGCAUUCAUACAGAGAGGAUGAGAACUAUAUCUACAUUAAGUUUGAUGCUCGCUCGGAUGCAGAGGUGGCAUCAAAGAGGUUCCAGGAGAUGUUCACGGUUCAUGGGGUUCCCGUGGAGACGACCAUUAUAGAGGCGGCAUUUCAGAAAGUGGAGCUGAGAAUCAGAAAGAUGGGAUACUCGCAGGACGGUACAGAGACUCCCACUCCAGACAGACAAGCUCCUGCCUUCAUGUCUGGAGCUGCUGCUGCACCAGUCUUCCUGACCGAGCUGCAGACCCAGGACGUUCCCGAUGGAUACCCGGUGAGCUUCGACUGUGUGGUGAUCGGAAAACCCGCUCCUGCUGUGAAAUGGUACAAAGACGGCAAACUGCUGGAGGAGAACGACCACUACAUGAUCAACGAGGACCAGGAGGGGUGCCACCAGCUCAUCAUCACAUCGGUGCUGCCCUCAGACAUGGGCGUGUACCGCUGCACCGCCGAGAACAGCAGCGGCAUCACGGCCACCAAAGCCGAGCUCCGCGUGGACGUGUCCUGUAGUUCAGAUUAUGACACAGCAGCAGAUGCCACAGAGACAUCUUCAUAUGUCAGCGCCAAGGAUACGUCCAGGGAGACAGAAACCUUUGAGUCCGUCACUGAAGAUGACCAGCUCCCUCAGGUGUUGGAGGAGCUUCACGACAUCCACGUCAGCCCCGGUUCACCUAUCGUCAAGAUGCAGCUCAGAGUAAAGGGAUUCCCCAAACCCCGAGUGUACUGGUUCAAAGACGGCCAGCCUCUGCGCUCUUCAAAGAGAGUGACUAUACUGGCUGAGAGGGACGUUCAUGGGGUGGAGAUCGUGGAGGUGACCAAACAGGACAUGGGCGAAUACUCUGCCUUCAUCAGCAAUGCGGCCGGAUCUGCUUACUCCUCUGCUCGUCUCCUUGUGCUGAAUCCUGGAGAGAUGCUUCCACAGGAUAAGAAGGACCCAAAAGUACCACUGGUGCCUCCACGUUUCAUCGAGAGGUUCCCCAACAGGAAGGUCAAACAAGGAGCCAGCAUCACUCUGUCUGUCAAAGUAGAAGGUUCCCCCACUCCUACUGUAAACUGGCUCAAAGAGGAGUCCAUGGAGGAUGUGUUGUGGAUCAAACCUGACACCAAAGGGUUUAAAAUCGCCAGCUCUGGGCGCCAGCACAGUCUCAUCCUCAUGGAUGUGGGCAAAGAAUACACCGGGGCCUACACCUGCAUUGCUACAAACAAGGCAGGGCAGUCUAUCUGCACAGCUCACCUGGAGGUGGAUCACAUUCCACAACCAAAGAAAGAAGCCAAACCAACAGAGGUCCUUGGAAUAACAGUAAGUCCCCCAGAAGAGGAAGCGGUCAGAACAAAAGAGACCAGAAUCCCGUUCCUUGGUGAGGUCGGCACGGAGGAGUUCCUCAUGAAGCUGACCUCUCAGAUCACUGAAAUGGUGUCGGCCAAAAUCUCACAAGACAGCGCUCAGAAUCAGGAAGUGCUCCAGUGGAUGAAAUCUUGGCCCAAAAACACCACUUCUUUGCGAGUCCCCGGUGCCGACAGUGACGAUGAGACCAAGACCCCCUCGGCCACUCCCCAUCAUGGUCGCUCAAGACCCGCCUCCCUCAUCGCUGACUCCUCCUCCGAGUCCGACGAGGGAGACGCCCGGGGAGAGAUGUUCGAUAUCUACGUGGCGACAGCGGAUUACAACCCGACCAUGGCGAGUAAAGAGUCCAUCUCGCUGAAGGAGGGUCAAUAUGUGGAGGUGCUGGACUCGGCUCAUCCUCUCAAAUGGCUGGUCAGAACCAAACCCACCAAAACAACACCGUCCCGACAAGGCUGGGUCUCUCCUGCCUAUCUGGACAAGAAGCUCAAACUGUCUGCUGACGCUGGUGACCUUCCCGAGGCCCAUGUAGAGGAGGUGUCUGAGGGAGAAUACAAGAGGAAGCUUUUCCAAAUGAUCCAGGACUUGGUCAACUCUGAAUCCCAGUUUAUCAAAGAGGUCGACUUCUUCACUUCUCACCACUUGAAACAUGCAGAAAGCCCAGAUGCCCCGCCAGAAAUCACUGACAACAAGGAUACCAUAUUCAGGAACAUUCAGGACAUUAAAGUCUUCCACAACAGAGCGUUUCUCCCAAAGCUGAACGAGUGUGAGACAGAUGAUGAUGUCGCCAUGUGUUUCCUGAAGAAUAAAGAGGGUUUUGAGAAGUAUCUGCAGUACCUGGUGGGCCAGAGCCGGGCAGAGGCCACGGUCAGCGACAAGGUGGUCCACCGCUUCUUUAAGGAGUAUACUGAAAGUGAACAAGGCAACGCCGACCCUAACGACCCCCCUGUACGAAGCAUCACCGCCCACCUCCAACAGCCCCUGGAGAGGAUUCAGAAAUACAAGGCCAUUCUCAAGGAGCUGAUUCGAAACAAGGCGAAGAAUGGCCAGAACUGCUGUCUGCUGGAGGAGGCAUACGCGAUGGUUUCGGCCCUUCCUCAGCGCUCUGACAACACUCAUCAUGUGUCUCUGAUUGAGAAUUACCCCGCCACGCUGGAAGUGCUGGGAGAGCCAAUCAGACAGGGUUCAUUCCAAGUGUGGGAGGGAGCACCGGGUAUCAGGUCAUCCUCUAGGGGUCACCAUCGUCACCUUUUCCUCUUCAAGAACUACUGUGUCAUCUGCAAACCCAAGAGAGAGAGCAACACAGACACACAGACUUAUGUGUUCAAAAACAUGAUGAAGCUGAACAACAUGGAUGUAAAUGAGACGGUGGAGGGAGAUGAGCGAGCCUUUGAGAUUUGGCACGAGCGCGAGGACUCGAUGAGGAAGUACACAAUUCAGGCCCGAACUGUCAACAUCAAGAACUCGUGGCUUCGAGAUCUACGCGAGCUCCAGCAGAGAUACAGCCUGCCCGCCUGGAACCCUCCUGACUUCGAUGAAAUCCUCGCCAAUUGUACGGCAGAGCUGGGACAAACGGUUAAACUGGCAUGCAAAGUGACUGGAGCACCCAAACCUGUGGUCACAUGGUACAAAGAUGGGCGUGCGGUGGAGGCUGACCCUCACCACAUCAUCAUCGAGGACCCAGAUGGCUCAUGCACGCUCAUCCUGGAUAACAUGAGCGCCGAUGACUCAGGACAGUACAUGUGCUUUGCCUCCAGCCCGGCCGGCAACGCCAGCACGCUGGGCAAGAUCACUGUGCAGGUUCCGCCUCGCUUCGUGAACAAAAUGAGGAAUGCUGUGUUCUACACUGGAGAGGACGCUCAGUUCACAUGUGUCAUACAAAGCGCCCCUUCCCCCAAGAUCAGGUGGUUCCGAGAGGGCCGGCUCCUCACAGACCAGGAGAAGUACCAGACCUACAGUGAGAUGAGGAGUGGAGUGGUGGUUCUCGUCAUUAAAAACCCGACAGAGAGAGACCUGGGACACUAUGAGUGCGAGUUGUCAAAUCGUCUUGGUUCUGCAAAGUGUGCUGCAGAUUUAGUCCUCCCUACAGUCGUGACUCGCUCUGGAGAACAGGCCAUCGCUAUAGAAGUCACGGAACAGGAGACCAAAAUACCAAGGAAGACGAUCAUCAUCGAGGAGACCAUCACCACAGUGGUGAAGCACCCCCGCAUGAGGAGGCACCGGUCCCCAGGAACAGCCCUCGUCUCUGGGCACCGCUUUGAGACCUCCACCCCUGAACCUGCCGCUGGAGCCGGAGCUCGGGCCAGAAGGGUCCUGACCCCAAGGAAGACCACCAUCCCCACAGUGUAUGUGACCCAGAGUGAGGAGAGCCACCCGCGCUGGGUGGAGGUGGAGGAGGUCAUCGAGUACAAGGUGAAUAAGUCCCCUCACCUGUCCCGGAGGAGAGGCCUCUCCCCAGCUGGCUCUGAGCGCGCUAGCACCCCCUCCAGACCCAAGAGAGUCAUGCCCGAAAACCCCAACGCUAACAACUCCAACAACAAGCUGGUGGAGCAGGCCCAAGCCCAGGCCCUGUCCUGGGAGCAGCAGCAGAGCAGUGUCCCAUCACAGCCAAUACCCACAGAGCCACUGGAGCUGUCCACAGUCCUGAACACAACCCCCGAAGACAGUGACGAGGACAAGCAGACCGUUAUUCUAGUGGAGGACGAGGAGACUCCACAACAAGCUCCAAACGAGAAGGUUUUGACUUUGGAGGACUUGGAAGAUUAUGUUCCUGAGGAAGGUGAGACUUUCGGGGCUUUGGGCUCUGGAGGCUCUGUGGAGAAGCCGUCUGAGGUGUCCGUGUUACAGAGGGAGAUCGGCGGCUCGUCUGUGGGUCAACCCGUCCUCCUAAACGUGGGGCGUCCUACCACAGUCCAAAGGCAAUGCAGCGGGCUUUUCAACCGCUUCAGAGACCACCUGUCUGGCAGCUUCUUCUCCUCCUCCUCUUCCUCCUUGCACCCACGCACCAGCACCGAGAGGCACAUCCCCAUUCAGGUGACUCAGGCUAAGCUGGAGGUGAAGCCGUCGUACUGCUCCGAGGUGCAGAGAGUGGAGGGAGGCCAGCACAGUUUUAAAACCAAGGUGUCGACUCAGACCUACGGCUACAGCUCCGUGGGGAAGCCGGUCACUCUGCAAAUCAGCGAAAAACGCCUCCAAAAAAAGUAAAUACUCAAAUAUAAGGCAAGCUACAUCCAUCUGCCAUUUGUCUUACUACUGACUAUUGUGUGGCAAAGUACACCCAAGCCCAAAGCACAUCAUUCCAUUUUGAGGCUAACUGCAGCGGUUAGUAUCAGAUGGUAAACUUACGAACUUAUGAAACAGAGAAGUGAUGAAUGAGUCAUUUUGGGAGCAAUGUGCAGAUUCAUACAUGUUCUGAUUUGAUUCGUAAAAUUCAGACUCAUUUUACUUUGAAUCCUUUAGACCUCUAACCCAAAAGCGUCAGUGCUUUUGUUAAACAAUAUUUUUGGUUAAUACUUUUAUUUUUCUAACUACACUUUCUUACUCUGCUGUCUCUUUAAUACUUGGGAGCUGUUUGGAGAUAAGUUUUUAAGACGCCUACAACCACUUCAGUCCAGAUCAUGUGUCUUUACAGAUUAUGACUAUCUCACAGUCACUGCCCGUGUCCUUUGGUGUUUACGCUGUUCUCGUGGUUAACACUUGAGACACUCUGAUUGGUUUGUUCAUUUCAUCAGUGAACACUUUUCCAGCCUGACGGCUACAUCAGACUGGAUCAAAUAUUCGAGUGGUGGUCAAGUCGGGUCAAACGCAGACUUGACCAUUUUGUUUGGGUUUGUUACAUUAUACUAUGGCUUGUUCUUGUGUAGAUAAUUAAAUACAAUUGUUUUAAGAGUAUUCAUAUGAGAGAUGUAUUGUGUGGCUGUGUGUUGAAAUCCAAAACUACCUUUACGACGCUCCAGAAGCCUUGAUCUGAAGUCAGUUCUUUUCAAACUAAAGUUAAAGUCUCAUGUACAUGUGAUAUUAAUGUGAAAUGCUUGUAUAUCCUAUUGUUACAUUACAAUAAAAUGUGAU